Molecule: messenger RNA, 1744 nt
Organism: Ornithodoros turicata
Lineage: Eukaryota; Metazoa; Arthropoda; Arachnida; Ixodida; Argasidae
Product: arf-GAP with dual PH domain-containing protein 1-like
Exons: 7
Coding region: 33-1190 (385 amino acids)
Biological process (GO): positive regulation of GTPase activity
Cellular component (GO): intracellular membrane-bounded organelle; plasma membrane; cytoplasm
Molecular function (GO): phosphatidylinositol bisphosphate binding; phosphatidylinositol-3,4,5-trisphosphate binding; GTPase activator activity
Source: RefSeq, a predicted model, not a curated record
AUGAAAUUAAAAAAGAAAAUGACUGUUUAAAGAUGGCGGAGCAAAACCGACGCAAGUUGCUGGAUCUCCUAAAGUUACCUGGAAACGACGAAUGUGCAGACUGCAGAAGGAAAGAUCCGGAUUGGGCGUCAUACAACAUCGGCGUGUUCCUCUGCAAAGAGUGCGCGGGGCUUCAUCGCACUUUGGGUUCUCACAUCAGCAAGGUUCGAUCAGUUCACCUGGACAACUGGGAAGAUAGUCAGAUCGUCACCUUGGAGACCAUGGGAAACAGAAACGCUCUGCUCAAGUACGAGGCUCACGUGCCGCCGUCCUACAGGAGGCCUUUGCACGAUGAUGUCACCGUUAUCAAGGAGCAGUGGGUUCGAGCCAAGUACGAACGGGAAGAAUUCAUUUAUCCCGAUCGACAAGUGUACGAGCAUGGCAGCAUGGAAGGCUGGCUCUACAAGAGGGGAAAGGAGGACGGGCGGUUUUACCCGCGUCGCUUUGUGCUUCGAGAAGGCGAGGCCUGUCUCAAGUAUUACGUGAAAGAGUCACACAAGGAACCAAAGGCAACGAUCCACAUAUCGGAGCUCAACGCUGUCUUCUGCCCCGACAAGAUAGGGAACAAACACGGUCUGCACCUCAGCUAUGUCAAGGAGGGUUCUACGAGAAACUUAUUUGUGUACAGCGAAGAUGGAAAGACAAUCGUAGACUGGUACAAUGCACUGCGGUCGGUGAAGUUGCAUCACCUACAAGUUGCAUUUCCUGGAGCCAAAGAAACGGAACUCGUGCAGCACCUGACGCGUGACUUCCUCAAGGAAGGAUGGCUGUGGAAGUCUGGUCCACGAACCACUGACCAGCAUCGGCGGAGGUGGUUUACGUUGGACGACCGCAAGUUCAUGUACCUCGAGGACCCACUGGACGCCUAUCCAAAAGGGGAAAUCUUCCUCGGCUACCACGGUGAAGGCUACACCGUCCGGCCGGGAGCCCUGCCCGGGUUCAAAGAACAGCCUUUCAGUUUCACUGUCGUAACGCCAACACGCAAGUUUGUCCUGGCCUCGGAAACAGAAAAGGACCGUUCCGAGUGGAUCACCCUUUUGUCCAAAGUGAUGGAGAGGCCCCUCAAUCCACACGACUCCAAUAUGUCCAUCAACCUCGUUCGGAAACGACCGACGCUGACGUCAUCUCUACAAAUUUUAAAAGUGCGGUGAUGAGGAUGUCCUACAGUGUCGCGAUCCUGCGAUUGUAAAUUUUAUAAUGCCCCUGCCAUCUUUAUUUAUAUACAUAUAUAUAGCUUACAGAGUGCAUUUCUCAAGAAAUUUCUAGAAGCGUCCCGAACGAGAAUUUAAAUUGUAGCUUGAGCGGUCACAAAGUACCUCGUGGUCCGUGUACACGGUAGAAUUGUAGCGUGCCUUACAUUCCACAAAAGUUACGAGCAGAAUAUUUAAGGAGAAAGAGUGCUGUUUCAGAUUUUUAUGAAAUGUAGCAGUUCUAUUCUAAAGCACAGUGUAGUUGAAUUGCCUAUUUGCAUGCAUCACCGAGAGCCAGUGUCGUUCUGCCAGCUCGACGGAGAGUUGAGCAUUGCCGCCACGGCCAAUCGCAGCAGUAGUCUUGCGCACUCUACACACAUGAAAGGAAUGUGCUGUAAAUAACUUUGUGCCUCAUAACGUACUUGUAUUGUUGUUGUCAUUUCAGUUCAAAAGAUUUAUAAUUGCAUUUUACCCUUUUGUGAUCCCAAAGGUGAUAAAGUAACGUUCUCGUGCCA